ACAUAAAAAGAUUCAUUAUAAAAAAUAUUCUCAUCUUGAAUUACAUACUCUAUUCUUUUAGGAAAAAAAAUCUCAAAGCCCUUAUAUAUAUAUCCAAAUCUUCCAAGCUAAGCCUCAAAAGCAUACUAUUAUAUGAUGACGAGCUUUUGCAGUGAAAAAGUCCAUCCUUUCUUGUGUUUAUCAAAUUCCAAACACAAUGGAACACUUCUAGACUCUUCUCUCCCCCGCCUAAAUAUUUUCACCGCCGCUUCAAUCGACAGCGACAACUUUGACCCUCAAAACACAACCAAUUACUCCAUGACACCGCCAGCCGCCGCAGCGAAAAAGGAUCCCGGCGGAAUUGGGUUCUUAGACGAAGUUGGAGGGAGUGUUGAUGGAUUAAUGUCUUGUACAGAGAGUCUCGGUUUCGAGAGCUCCGAUGAGAGGACAGUAGAUGAUCAAAUUGAGGAUCUAGGUUAUCGUGACGAAUUAGCUUUGUUGUCUAGGAAAUCAAAUUGUAGCAAUAAUAAUACGGCUAGUACUAAUUCAAGGUGCUGGCAAAGAAGUAAUUUGGGGGAGAAGAAAGAAAAGAAGGAGUUUCCACCGCCAUUAUCGUCAUUAAGUCAAGAUGGAAAGCCCAACUUCUUCAUGCGUGCGGUGAGGAAAGAUGGACGGUUAGAAUUGACAGAGGUGAAAAUUGAUCGGCCCAAAACUUUCCGUGCUUCCCGCCAAGAUGGACGGUUGAGAUUGCAUCUAAUUCGCGAUCUCGAAGAAGAAGAAGAAGAAGAUUUUGCCGUGGAAACAGAGGAAGACGUAGAGGAAGAAGAAGAAGAAGAUAUUGAAGAGUGGAGGUUUCCGGUGACGGGAAGUGGAAUUGGAGAUAGUCAUCGGAGAUGUUACGGCGACCAUGGUAAUAACCACCACCAUCACGACCGUAAUUUACAUUUGUGGAGGCAACGGUGUGUGACAACUAGGUGAAUGUGAAUCUGUUUUUCGUUCAACUACGUACUCUGCCAUUUGCAAGGGAAUCUAAAAAAAAAUAAAACUGAAAAACUGAGGA
Molecule: messenger RNA, 1039 nt
Organism: Solanum tuberosum (potato)
Lineage: Eukaryota; Viridiplantae; Streptophyta; Magnoliopsida; Solanales; Solanaceae
Exons: 1
Coding region: 133-957 (274 amino acids)
Source: RefSeq, a predicted model, not a curated record